AUGAUUACGAUUCGGGAUGUAAAAUUAUCAGUAAAGAAGAUGAAGCGUUGGCAGCUAGAAGCUGUGCGAAUUACCAUUUAUCUUGGAGUACCACUUUUUAUGUAUGGUGUUAGUGGCAUGCCAAAGGUGCAAGAGUAUGUUUAUAAUAGUAAUGUUUUCAGUAAUUCUCAUUCAUUACCUUUUACCCAAUUGAAUGGCAUUAAACUUACAUUACAACAAGAUCACAUUGUUCCGGUUGAAAAUACCUUAUGGUUAUGUAUUGUUAUUAACAUUUUAUCAGAUUAG
Molecule: messenger RNA, 285 nt
Organism: Heterobilharzia americana
Lineage: Eukaryota; Metazoa; Platyhelminthes; Trematoda; Strigeidida; Schistosomatidae
Source: the annotation of a GenBank genome assembly